AUGUGGAAUUUUCCGCAUGCAAUAGGUGCAAUAGAUGGCAAGCACAUCGUUAUGCAAGCUCCUCAUAAUGGCGGAUCAGAGUAUUUUAACUAUAAGAAAACGCGUAGUAUAGUUCUUCUAGCUGUUUGUAAUGCUAAAUACGAAUUUACUAUGGUAGACAUUGGUGACUCGGGAAGACAGAGUGAUGGUAGCGUUUUUAACAACUGCAGUCUUGGUUAUGCAAUUGAAAAUAAUAAAUUGAAUAUUCCUGAUCCCGAAUAUAUUGGUAAUUCAGAAAAUGUAUUACCGUACGUUUUAGUUGCUGACGAUGCUUUUGGUUUAAAAAUACACAUGAUGAAACGAUACCCUAAUCAAAACAUUCCUUUAGAUCAAAAAAUAUUCAACUACAGACUUUCAAGAGCCAGAAGGGUAAUAGAAAAUACAUUUGGUAUUGCUACAACACGCUUUCGAAUAUUUCGCAGACCAAUUAUUGUUAAUCUUGAAAAAGUCAUUUUAAUUACACAAGCGAUUGUAGCCCUACAUAACUUUCUUAUGAAAAAUAGAUCAGCAAACAAUUAUGUCUACUGUCCCACAAAUUACACCGAUAUCGACGGUCCUGCUGGAUUUAGACCAGGUGAUUGGAGACAAGAUAAUUCAUGUUCUGCUGCACUACAACCAAUGUCACAAUCAGGUUCUAACAACUACUCAAAAGAUGCAAAGCAAGUUUGA
This is a messenger RNA of Hydra vulgaris (swiftwater hydra), 708 nucleotides long. RefSeq names its product putative nuclease HARBI1. The record is from RefSeq and is a predicted model, not a curated record. Lineage: Eukaryota; Metazoa; Cnidaria; Hydrozoa; Anthoathecata; Hydridae.